AUUAUAAUCAAAAAAAUAUGUCAGCAUCACCAUCGUUAUCAUUGCAACAAUCCCAAUUUUCACAAUUAUCUUCACAAUUUCUAUAUCGAUUGUCUCAUGAUUUAACGGAACUUUUAGAUGAAGGUGAUGAUUAUAAUGUAUUAAUCGAAGUAGGAGAUUCUCCAAAUAAUAAAGUUUUUAAAUUACAUUCGGUAAUUUUGAGACAUCGAUCGCCUUAUUUUCGAAGAAAGUUAGCCGAUUUUUCGAAUGUUAAUGAUAAAUUUAUAGAAAUUAAAAAGAAGCAUGUUAAAGCUAAUGUUUUUCAGAUUAUUGUUAG
This is a messenger RNA of Scutellospora calospora, 316 nucleotides long. The record is from the annotation of a GenBank genome assembly. NCBI's taxonomy places the organism in Eukaryota, Fungi, Glomeromycota, Glomeromycetes, Diversisporales, Gigasporaceae.